AUGGCGGACACGGUGCAGACGGUGCUGGAGCGCAUGCUCCCGGAGCUCGACAGUCUCGAGAAGCAGGGCCUCUUUACGCGCGAGGAGAUUAAAGAGAUCGUGCGCCGCCGCACCGCCUUCGAGUACCGCCUCAGGCGCCGCGGAAGCGCGGCGAUUAAGGACGACUAUAUGCGGUACAUAGAGUACGAGAUGCAGCUCGAGGCGCUGCGCCAGCUGCGGAGGAGAGACCCGAAUCGCCGCCAGGCCUUCCGCCAGCGCGCGGACGGUGUGCUGCGGCGCAAGGGUAAGCAGGGCAGCCGCGAGUGGUACCGGCGGCAGCGCGCGGCGGAGCGCGCGAGUGACGUGGCAGUGAUCAAGCGCGUGCUCUUCAUCUUCUCGCGCGCGACGCGGCGGUUCAAGGGCGAUCUGGACCUCUGGAUGCGGUACCUCGACUUCUGCAAGGCGUCCGGCUCGAGGCAGCAGAUGCAAAAAGUAGGCAGGGGUCUAGGGCGGUGGAUCGGGGUUUUACGAGGGUUUUAA
Closterium sp. Naga37s-1 is the source of this 519-nucleotide messenger RNA. NCBI's taxonomy places the organism in Eukaryota, Viridiplantae, Streptophyta, Zygnematophyceae, Desmidiales, Closteriaceae. The record is from the annotation of a GenBank genome assembly.